UUAGUAUAAACAUAGUAAGAAUAAUAAUUUAACGAACUUUGCAUUCGAUAUGUGAAAUUUCAAUCAAUGUUUCGCUGCAUUUGACUAUUUGAGAAUUGGCGUCUGAACACGUUCGCGUGUUUCAUUCAAGGCUGGCAGAAGGAUACGUUUUUUGUCAGUUAUUUUGUUGUGUGUAUCGCUGUGCCAGGUCAGUUGAGCGUUCAAGGACUUUUUUGUGCAACAACAACAACAACAUCAACAAUAACAAUAAUAACAAUCAAUGUGCUUCAAGUGUGCAAAUAUAGCAAGAAAUGCAAAAGAAAACUCAUAGUUGUUAAAACAUAAUAGAAAGAUAAAUAAAUACAGUAGUCGUCAAGUGCUCGUAGGGAGAUGCAUUUCUGGAUUGAUAAACGUUCGCAGCAAUGCGGCUUUGGGCGCUCACGUGUUGCGGCUUCAUUGUCGCAUGCGGGCGGCGGCCUCAGUUACGGCCAUCCGCCAAGGCGCAACAAAUCCAGUAGCAACAGUGCCAACAAUAUGGCUGGUAGCAGCGGCAGUAGUGGCAGCCAUAAUCAAACGCUGGCCUCGGUGCAUCGCGGGCCAGCGCCUUAUGGGGGCGACUGCCAGUCAGGCGCUGGCACCAGUCGUCAGUCGUCGCAUUGUGCGAGCAGCAAUAAUAAUGCACAUGCGAGCAGUCAGCAGCAACAUCAACCAUUGCUGCAUCACAGCAGCAACAAUAACAACAGCAAUGUUGCCAUGCCAACAACUACCGCCAGCAACAACAACAAUCCGAAUGGCACCGCCACAUCGGCAGCGGUGCUAACAGGCAGCGGGACGAUUGUUCCGUUGGUGGCGCAUGGCUCACAUUACCAUCAGCACAGCACGCGCUAUCAGCCAAGACCGCAGCAUCAUCAGCAACAGUUGCAGCAGCAGCAUCUGCAGCUGCAACAGCAACAUCACCAGCAGCAUCAGCAGCAUCACUAUAGCUACAGUUAUCAUCAUCCUCAAUUUGGCAACAUGGCUGUGCCAGUGAGACAAUACGAGCAACAACAACAACAACAACAGCAGCUGCAGCAACACCAGCAACAGCAUCAGCAACAUGCAGGCGUCUACGCUGACGAUGCCUAUAGCGCCUACCAUCAUCACCACAGUAGCAGCAACAGCAACAGCAACAGCUGCAACAACACCAACAGUCGAUAUGCAACACCUCGACGUCACAACUCCAGCAGCAAUAUGCGCCAUGCAACGGUCACCGCAGCAGCAACAGCAACUACAACAGCCUCGGUGUCUGCCACAGCCACGCCCAUACCGCCCACACAAACACAGGCCGGGACACAAAGCAACCAACUGCAGCAACAGCAUCACGCACUGUUGCAACAUGCCGAUUCGCAGCUGUUGCCCAGUCAUCUGAAGUGCGGCAUGUGCGCCUCGCUGGUGCUGGCCUCAGUUUUUGUGGCUGGGGCAAAGUUCUACUUUGAUCACCAGGGCACUGGCCUGGAGGUGCUCAUAUUUUGCGCAUUCUCGGCUACUUUCUUUUUGGCCGCCUGCAUGGUGUCGCUGUGCCGCAUACCCAAGGGCUUGUUACCCAGCACCAGCAGCGGCGGCAGCAGCCGCAGCGAUGCACGCGCCGUAUGUCACAGCCGUGGCGGCAAUGCCACUAGCUGUAUGCUGGAGCUGAAUGAUGUCAGGUAUUUGGAUGAGCGACAGGUGGAGGUGAGUGCGGAAACGGCGGCAGCAGCAGCCGCUGGGCCACCGCCAUAUCAUAUAGCAAUAUUGUUGCCGGAACAGACGCCGACGGCACUGGGUAAACAGGUGCCACUGGAUGAGUCACCGCCGCCGUCCUAUGAUAAGAUACUCGUUUAGUUUGGGCUUGUUGGGAUAGCGCUUUGGUUUUCAUUUAGGAAUUGAGCGUCAAUUUCAGUUAAAAGCCAACUAUAAACCCAAUCCAACAUACCAAAUACUUUUGCUCAAUAUUUUUCUAAUGAUAUCAACAAGAAAUUUAUAUAUACAUAUA
Messenger RNA from Drosophila hydei, 1990 nucleotides. RefSeq names its product alpha-protein kinase 1. Bases 370 to 1839 code for a protein of 489 amino acids. The transcript is spliced from 3 exons. The record is from RefSeq and is a predicted model, not a curated record. NCBI's taxonomy places the organism in Eukaryota, Metazoa, Arthropoda, Insecta, Diptera, Drosophilidae.